This is a messenger RNA of Nanorana parkeri, 276 nucleotides long. RefSeq names its product E3 ubiquitin-protein ligase BRE1B-like. Gene Ontology annotation, cellular component: nucleus; HULC complex. The coding region runs from base 37 to 270 and encodes 77 amino acids. Lineage: Eukaryota; Metazoa; Chordata; Amphibia; Anura; Dicroglossidae. The record is from RefSeq and is a predicted model, not a curated record. Gene Ontology annotation, molecular function: metal ion binding; ubiquitin protein ligase activity. The transcript is spliced from 2 exons.
UCGCGGCUGAGGAGGAAGCUGGAGAAACAGAAGAAGAUGGAAGUUUAUGCCGAUGCCGAUCAAAUCCUCCAGGAGGAGAUCAAAGAAUACCGGGCCCGCCUCACCUGCCCGUGCUGUAACACGCGGAAGAAGGACGCCGUGUUCACAAAGUGUUUCCACGUUUUCUGCUUCGAGUGCGUGAAGACGCGAUACGAUUCCCGCCAGCGCAAAUGUCCCAAAUGUAACGCGGCCUUCGGAGCGCACGACUUCCACCGAAUAUACUUCAACUAGACCCCG